Molecule: messenger RNA, 1773 nt
Organism: Prosopis cineraria
Lineage: Eukaryota; Viridiplantae; Streptophyta; Magnoliopsida; Fabales; Fabaceae
Product: receptor-like kinase LIP2
Exons: 5
Coding region: 284-1339 (351 amino acids)
Biological process (GO): protein phosphorylation
Molecular function (GO): protein kinase activity; ATP binding
Source: RefSeq, a predicted model, not a curated record
UCUCUCUCUCCCGCCCUCUCGCAGCUCUCACAAAGCCUCUCCAUUUUCCAUCCCACCGCAAAGCACAUUGCCUUCUUCUCCUUCUUCUGUCCUCUUCAUGGUCGUCGUUGUCAUCGUCACAAUAGCAAUAUUCUUCUCCCCCUCCUCCUCCUCCUCCUCCUCCUCAUGUUAAUGUUAAUUUUCCUGGCCUCCCUUAUAUCCUCCUCUUCUCUCUCCCUCGGGUUCCUUCAACGUUAUUUGGAGGACCCUUCGCCCUUUGGUUUCGCGCAUUGGUAUUAGUGCCAUGAAUUGCUUCCCCUGCUUCUCCUCUCGCAAAAGUAAGAAAAGCCAUAGCAAGAUGGAGCAUGGUUCCGCGCCACCCGAAAACAUUCCGUCUACACCGCCCGAUGUGAAGAAACAAAAGCCAGAAAACCCAGGCCAAAUUGAUCCGGCAAGUAUUAAAGCGCAAGCUUUCACCUUUCGGGAGCUAGCAACCGCGACAAAGAAUUUUUGUCGCGAAGGCCUUCUGGGUGAAGGUAGCUUUGGCAGAGUCUACAAGGGCACGCUUCCCCCAACCGGCCAGGUGGUAGCUGUGAAGCAACUGGAUAGAAAUGGGGUGCCCGGAGACAGUAAGGAAUUUCUGGUCGAGGUUUUGAUGCUGAGUCUCUUGCACCAUGAAAAUCUAGUAGAUCUCAUCGGCUAUUGCGCCGAUGGGGAUCAACGUCUUUUGGUUUACGAAUUUAUCACGGGGGGUUCCCUGGAAGAACAUCUUCUCGAGGACGGACCAAAUAAUGGUCUACUAGAUUGGAUGACUAGGAUGAAAAUAGCGUACAAUGCUGCGAGAGGACUGGAGUACUUGCACGACAAGGCCAACCCCCCAAUCAUAUAUAGAGACUUGAAGUCCUCAAAUAUCUUGCUAGACCAUCACUCCAAUCCUAAACUCUCUGAUUUUGGAUUGUUCAAGCUUGCCGGCGGACAGAAAGCCGGCCCCGCCCCUUCUAUUGUUAUGGGCACCUACGGAUACUCUGCUCCAGAGUGCGUUACAACAGGCAAUGUCACCCUGAAGUCGGAUGUCUACAGUUUUGGAGUAAUCCUGCUGGAGCUCAUCACCGGACGGAGAGCCAUCGACACCACAAGACCAAACCACGAACAAAACCUGGUGUCUUGGGCACAACCUUUUUUCAAAGACCCGAAAAGAUUCCCAGACAUGGCGGAUCCAGACCUGGAGAGACAUUUUCCAGAGAAGGACCUGAAUCAAGCGGUGGCAAUAGCAGCCAUGUGCCUGCAGGAAGAAGCGGGAGCCCGUCCUUUGAUGAGCGACGUCGUGACAGCUCUUAGUUUCCUUACAAGCGAAAGCUGAGACAAUGGAGAGGCAUGCAACGGUGAGAUUACAACUAGUGACGUCAUGCAGUAGAAAGCAUGGAAUUAAAGGACGGCAUGAGGUAAAUGGUACGUAGUGCUUUGUGUGAGUGUAUAUGAGAGCGUAAACGAAGAAUGUGACAGGCGUCAGGCGGAUAGGGCAAAACAAGAGAGGAAGGAGGGAAGUAAAUAUGAAAGAUGAAAUGAAUGUGAUUGGGAUGGCAUGGAUGAGCAGCAAGGUCAGCGUGGACAUGGUGAAUUUAAUCCAGGGCGGACUUGAUCGCAAAGGAGUUAACUCACUCCCAAGAUGCGCAUCAACAGGAGAGCUUAAUCAUGACCAUUCUUAUACUUGUAUCAGUUUUUACUGUUAAUUCGCUGGCUCAUGAAAGUUUGUGUCGACUUUUUUGGUACUUCCAUGUCGGCUUCAGUUUCAAA